AUGUCCCCCGCCUCAAUUCAAAAUGAGCAAGACACCGACUCCGACUCCGAUGUCGAGUUUGAGGAUGUCCCAAUAGCCCUUCCACGCAGGCCCAGAAACAGGGAAGACACAGACAUCGCAAUAACUAUCGCCUCAACCCCGCAACCACAAUGGAGCCCAACUCUAUCACUCCCGCAACAGCGAAGCCAACCCAUCCCCUCGGGCUCCGAGGAAGAAACCCAGCUGCGAGGCCAAAUCAGCACCGGUAUAGAGAGAAUUACAUACCGCAAAAUGAAAUCCGACAUGGGCAUGGACGCACCGGAUACACCCGCUUCGGAACGCAGGUAUGAUAGCUUCAAAGAGCUUGCUGCAGAUGUGGAGGGUCUGGUUGAUACGCUUUGGGCGUCCGCAACACCGGCAAUCCAAACCGAAGCCCUCAUAACACUAGCAGGCUUAACCCAAACCUCCCUUCCAGCCUUCCCCUUCGAUGCCCCAUCAACCCUAAACAUCCUCCACAAGCUCGACUCCAUCUUCGCAGCGCUGUGCACAGGCACACACCCGCUCACCGGCGCCGUUCUCCCAGGCGCACAGACGGGCCAGUCUCUCGUGACAGAGACGCAGAAAGUGCGGAUCCGGAGUUUGGCGGAGAGGACUAGACAUCAAGUCUUUUCUUGUUUGGCAAAGUCGAAUGACAGAGGUAAUGCUGCUGCUACUGUUAGUGCUAAUGCUCAUGAUUAUGUUUAUGGGGAUGACGAGGAUGAGGAUAGUGGCGAUGAGGCCGACGAGCCCUGGAUGUUGGAGGCUACGCGGCUUUAUGAGAAGAGCCUUAUGUUGCUUGCGGAGCAGGAUCCUGAGGUGGAGGCCGGGAUGGAUGAGUUUAACUGUUUGUAA
Molecule: messenger RNA, 870 nt
Organism: Penicillium egyptiacum
Lineage: Eukaryota; Fungi; Ascomycota; Eurotiomycetes; Eurotiales; Aspergillaceae
Source: the annotation of a GenBank genome assembly